ACAGAUUAUUUUUAACCAUGUUUUUGGGAAGACUUGUGUAGUUCUCGAAUAUAUUUUGUGACAUAAUAAGCAAUUUUAUUGUGAAAUACGCGAUUCGCACGAAAAUUGUAAAUAAAAUAGACCAUAAAACAGUAUGUGGAAGGGCCUUAGAUUAACGCAGUCACAACUGUUGAAACUAAACUUCAAUGGACAUAAACUUCAACCGAUAGGAGUACCAGCUUUAGAUACUGUAUUGAACCAGUGGUACGAGUUCUGCAAGAAGCCGCCUAAGGGGUUCGAGAAGUAUUUCCAGCCAGGUACUAGUCAGAAACAGGAGAAAAAGCCCGAGAAAGAUGCAUCACCCUCGCCGUCGAAAAGUUCGCCGCCUCCACCGAAAUCAAGCUCGUCACAGGAUAAAUGGAAUAUUAAUAUGUUUUCUAACACCCCAGGAGGCGGUAGAGGCCCAGGCCGUGGUGGCUACGAGGGCCAGGACAGAGAAAAAUGGAUGAUGUUCGGCGCAAUGGGUGUAGUAACCUUAAUAGCUUCGAUAGCAUAUUUCGAGCUUAGAUACAGAGAGAUAAGCUGGAGGGACUUUGUAAAUCUGUAUUUAAAUAAAGGAGCAGUGGAAAAACUAGAAGUCAUAAACAAAAAAUGGGUCAGAGUUAGAUUACAGCCAAGUUCCUUUGAAAAUAAAAUCAUUUGGUUUGCUAUUGGUAGUGUUGAUUCUUUUGAGAGAAAUCUAGAAAAUGCACAGAUUGAAAUGAAUGUAGACCCACCGAAUUUUCUCCCUGUUAUUUAUAAAACAGAGGUAGAAGCUGCUAGCUUGACUGGUAUGCUUCCAACAUUAUUAAUUAUUGGGUUCCUAAUCUACAUGAUGAGGCGUUCUGCUGAUAUGAUGGGCAGAGGAGGUCGUAAAGGUGGAGGUCUCUUUGGUGGAGUAAUGGAAUCUACGGCAAAGUUGAUAAACCCAACGGACAUUGGUGUUAAAUUCCAAGAUGUUGCAGGCUGUGAGGAAGCCAAAAUUGAGAUUAUGGAGUUUGUAAACUUCCUGAAAAACCCGCAACAGUAUAUUGAUUUGGGUGCAAAAAUACCCAAAGGAGCUUUACUAACCGGACCACCCGGUACUGGUAAAACCUUGCUAGCGAAAGCAACUGCUGGCGAGGCUAAUGUCCCAUUUCUAACAGUAUCAGGUUCUGAAUUUCUCGAAAUGUUUGUUGGAGUUGGUCCAUCGAGAGUUAGAGACAUGUUUUCUAUGGCCCGAAAACAUGCACCAUGCAUCCUUUUCAUUGAUGAAAUAGAUGCAGUUGGUAGAAAGAGAGGUGGACGUAGUUUUGGAGGUCAUUCCGAACAGGAAAACACUCUAAACCAGCUUCUCGUAGAGAUGGAUGGCUUUAAUACAACAACAAAUGUUGUGGUCUUAGCAGCAACAAAUAGAGUGGAUAUUUUGGAUAAGGCGUUACUUCGUCCUGGGAGAUUUGAUAGGCAGAUCUUCGUGCCUGCUCCAGACAUUAAAGGCAGAGCAUCUAUAUUCAAAGUUCAUCUGGCACCUCUUAAAACUACAUUAGUUAAAGACAAUUUGGCGCGUAAAAUGGCUGCAUUAACCCCAGGUUUCACUGGUGCGGACAUAGCCAACGUAUGUAAUGAAGCUGCCCUAAUCGCCGCGAGAGAACUGCUCACGGAUAUUACCAUGAAAAACUUCGAACAGGCCAUCGAAAGAGUAGUGGCUGGCAUGGAGAAGAAAUCGAAUGUUCUCCAACCCGACGAGAGAAAGAUCGUGGCUUAUCACGAAGCAGGUCACGCUGUAGCCGGAUGGUUUUUGCAACACGCAGAUCCAUUGUUAAAAGUCUCAAUCAUACCAAGAGGAAAAGGCCUUGGUUACGCCCAAUACUUACCAAAAGAACAGUAUUUGUAUAGCAAGGAACAGCUAUUCGAUAGAAUGUGUAUGACUUUAGGGGGACGCGUGAGCGAAGAGCUUUUUUUCGGCAGAAUCACGACGGGCGCUCAAGAUGACUUGAAAAAGAUAACCCAAAGCGCCUACGCCCAAAUUGUGCAUUACGGCAUGAACGCGAAAGUUGGCAAUGUGUCCUUCGAAAUGCCACAGCCCGGAGAAAUGGUUAUAGAUAAACCGUAUUCAGAGAAAACCGCGGAAUUAAUCGACUCCGAAGUCAGAGAAUUAAUCAAUAGCGCGCACAAACAUACCACGGAUUUGCUAACGAAACAGAAAGAAAACAUUGAAAAAGUGGCAGAGAGGCUUCUGAAACAAGAAAUACUGAGUAGAGAUGACAUGAUCGAGCUUUUAGGGCCCCGACCUUUCCCAGAGAAGAGCACUUAUGAGGAAUUUGUUGAAGGAACAGGUUCCUUAGAAGAGGACACUACACUUCCAGAAGGACUCAAAGACUGGAACAGGGAAAAGCAAACCACCCCAAAGUCUGAAAGUAUACCAUCAGCCGCAACUCCCAAACAAAAAAUAUAGGAACCGGAUGUUUUAGAGAAUUACCAUUAAUUCGGUGAAAUAGCGACCCCUUGAACGAGUGCGAGGGACGCGGUGCGACGGCGGUACCCGUUACUUUCGGUCAUUUAUCCUUGCGAAACAAUAUUCAAAUACUUUGUUCGAUCAGAAGUUUCAAACUGCAUUUAUUUUUUUAUCAUUAGUGCAGUAAACUGAACACAUUUGUAAUAUAUAUUUGAGAUGCUUCAUAAUAAACAAAGUUUAGGUAAACUAUAAAAUGUUUUGUGUAUUAAAUGUUACAGACGCAUCAUUGGUUAGAGCGUUUCGCGAUAGAUUUUUUAUUUUGUUGAAAAGAUGUAAAUAAAAAGCAAAGUACGAAAGUUAAUAAAAGAAUUUAUUCAGAAUUGGUUCCUAAUUCCUGCUUAACAUUAUACAACUACAUGUUGCAUCAAAUUUAUUAUGUCUACUGAGGAUCAUGCACAUGUCAACAGAAACCAUACUUCUAUUUAAAAAUAAUUAAAAUAGAAUAGAUUAGAAGAAAUAACCAUAGAAAAUUAAAAUAAAUACGAUUGCAGCUUUCCAUCGGUUGUUGUUUUUAGAAAAUAAUUCUGCCAAAG
Molecule: messenger RNA, 3045 nt
Organism: Pararge aegeria (speckled wood butterfly)
Lineage: Eukaryota; Metazoa; Arthropoda; Insecta; Lepidoptera; Nymphalidae
Gene: Afg3l2
Product: AFG3-like protein 2
Exons: 3
Coding region: 134-2452 (772 amino acids)
Biological process (GO): protein-containing complex assembly; mitochondrial protein processing
Cellular component (GO): membrane; m-AAA complex
Molecular function (GO): ATP hydrolysis activity; ATP binding; zinc ion binding
Source: RefSeq, a predicted model, not a curated record